Messenger RNA from Helianthus annuus (common sunflower), 1419 nucleotides. Its product is annotated as FBD-associated F-box protein At5g60610. The transcript is spliced from 7 exons. NCBI's taxonomy places the organism in Eukaryota, Viridiplantae, Streptophyta, Magnoliopsida, Asterales, Asteraceae. Gene Ontology annotation, molecular function: protein binding. The coding region runs from base 1 to 1419 and encodes 472 amino acids. The record is from RefSeq and is a predicted model, not a curated record.
AUGGAAAAUGUGAUUAAGAUGACAUGCUUGAAAGAUGAUUUAGAGAAACAGAGAAUACGUUACGAGAUUCUUCGAGAAUUAGAAAAGGAGAAAAUACGGGACGACAAGGGUGCUGGUCUUUUCUCCCACUGUGCAAACUUGAAGAAUCUCACCAUAACACAUUGUAGACUGGUGGGCUUGAAGAUCCAUGGGCUCUAUUGUCGGAUCUGUGACUCCAUGGAAGAUGUGAUUAAGUUGAAGGAGAGAAUGGAUUCCAGGCAGCAUGUUGAUAGACUAAGCAUGUUGCCGGAUGAACUUAUCCAUAAGAUCUUCACGUUUACUAGCCUCAAGUAUGCGAUUCAAACCACUGUUUUGUCGUCUAGAUGGAGGUCUAUCUGGACUUCAAUAGACUUGUAUUCAGCCAGGCUUAGUUUGUAUGGAACGGUUAGGGAGACGCUGGUCAAGGGAGUUCUUCACUACGCGUUCUCUCGCAAUGUCCAAGAACUAACCGUUACAUGUUUGCUUGAUGACCCAAUCAAUUUCCCUCUUCAUCUCUUUCGUUCCCAGUCUCUCAACUAUCUUGGGUUAACUGGAUCCAAUAGAGGUAUGUUUUCGUUUGUUCUCGUAUCAACAUGGGAUCUCCCGGCUCUAACAACAUUGCGUCUUGAUCACGUCACGUUUGAUAAGGAUGAUGAUAACGGCAUUGCUCUUUUCUCCAACUGUACAAACUUAAAGAGUCUCACCAUAAGUGACUUUGCAGUUAAGGAAUCGAAAACUUUUACUCUUAGCCAUCCUCGACUGUCUAAUCUCACACUUGAAGAUGGACAUUGGACACUGAAUGAUGUCAGUGUGGUUGCACCUCAACUCGAAAAUCUUACUAUAAGAAGUUUCCAUAGCCAUCAUCUGAUCACCGCACCCAACCUUACUACCUUGUGUUUCCGUAGUUCUUAUCUCUUGCAGUUCUCUACGAAUAUGCAUUCUUUGGAGAAGGUGGAUUUUCAUAUUUACUCUGCACACAAGUGGACCGGUUCUAGAAUUGCCACUCUGCUUCAACAGAUCCGCAGUGUCAAAUUUCUUACGCUUAACUUGAAAUUUAUUAAGCUUCUUUUUUCAUAUAUGGAAAGAGUCUUUCGUCAACCUUCUCCAUUUACUAACUUGAAGAGUUUAAAGAUUCAUCCAGAUCGCGUAGAUAAAGAAGAUAAGAAAGUAAAUGUAUCUACUCAAGUCAUAAAGUAUUUGCUAGCUGGUUCUCCAACCGCGACCUUCACAAUGAUCUCGUAUGAGGAAUUUAAGGAACAACAGCAGAAGGCUCAAGCUUUUGCGAAUACUGAGAGUCGUAUGGAUCAAAGGAAACCACCAGUUAAGAAUGCUACAAUGCUGAAAAUCCAGCUAAGUGACUGCUUAAAUGAGCUUGAUACAAUAUCACUGACGUCUUCUUAG